Orussus abietinus is the source of this 2905-nucleotide messenger RNA. It is a transcript of the gene Erk7, whose product is annotated as mitogen-activated protein kinase 15. Bases 161 to 2329 code for a protein of 722 amino acids. The record is from RefSeq and is a predicted model, not a curated record. The transcript has 11 exons. Gene Ontology annotation, biological process: protein phosphorylation; intracellular signal transduction. Gene Ontology annotation, molecular function: ATP binding; MAP kinase activity. Lineage: Eukaryota; Metazoa; Arthropoda; Insecta; Hymenoptera; Orussidae. Gene Ontology annotation, cellular component: nucleus; cytoplasm.
GAACCUACAUCCGACUGGAUCUGCCUUCUCGAUGCGUGAAAAUGUGAAUCCGUCCCGAGCGAGCGGCGUUUCCUCUUGAAAAAUUUCUGGUGCGCUUUUCGACAUUUAUACGACACGCCGGGCCGGCGCGCUCCGACGGCCAGGCUCAGACCUUCCGAGGAUGUCAGGAAAAAGCAACACCGAAAAAGUCUCCGAGAUCGACAACCAUGUCACCAAGCAGUACGAGAUCGUGCGACGCCUCGGGAAAGGGGCAUAUGGCAUCGUAUGGAAAGCCAUUGAUAACAGGUCGAAAGAAACCGUGGCGGUGAAAAAGAUCUUCGAUGCCUUUAGAAACCAAACCGAUGCCCAGCGGACGUUUCGCGAGAUCAUGUUCCUUUUGUCCUUUGCCAAUCACGAAAAUAUCAUUCAGCUGAUAGGAUUGCACAAGGCGAACAACGAUCGUGACAUUUACUUGGUAUUUGAGUUCAUGGAGACUGACCUACAUAACGUUAUAAAACGAGGGAAUAUAUUGAGGGACAUUCACAAGGUCUUCAUCAUGUACCAGCUCUUCAAAGCGAUUAAAUACAUCCAUUCUGGAAACGUGAUUCACAGAGACUUGAAGCCGUCGAACAUCCUAUUGAAUGCUCAGUGCCACUGUAAAAUCGCCGAUUUCGGACUGGCUAGGUCCGUAACUCAAAUCGGGGACGGCGAUGGCGAAUCCGGAAGUGAUCCUACAUUGACGGACUACGUUGCGACUAGAUGGUACCGAGCGCCCGAAAUAUUGAUCGCCUCGAAAAGGUACACCAAAGGCAUUGACAUGUGGUCGCUGGGAUGCAUUCUUGGAGAAAUGCUUUUAGGAAAACCACUAUUUCCGGGUUCUUCGACGAUAAACCAGGUGGAGAGAAUAAUGGCGACUUUACCGCCGCCUUCCGAGGAAGAUCUCAUAUCGGUGAGUGCAGGAUACGGCACCAAUUUGCUCCAGAAAACGCCAAGUGGCCCUCGAAGAACCUUGAAGGAGCUCCUUCCGGAUGUCGCUGAGACUGCUCUUGACCUCACAAGCAAUCUCAUCGUAUUCAAUCCUAACUACAGGUUAACUGCCGUUGAAGCUCUGGAGCAUCCUUAUGUUGCUGAUUUUCACAACAGGGGAAAUGAACCCGAAAGAGGGUCCAGCGUGAUUCCACUUUUGAGGGACGACGUACAGCUUUCUGUGGAAGAGUACCGAAACAAACUUUAUGCCAUGAUGGAUGAGAAACACAGAAAGCACAAGAAUAUGUUAAAAAAGAAAUUUUCUGACAGGUCCAAGUCUAGAAUCAGACGUCUCUCCGAACACAUCAGGAAGGAGUCGAGUACCGUCGGUCAGGGAGACGCAGCCACGGUGAAGAAGAGCUUCCACUUCUCGUGUGACGAUAUACGGAAGGAAAAGGCCAAGACUGAAAUUUGCAAAGCUCCUCAAUCGGAAAUUUACGUUUCACGUCCGGUAGCGGUGCGUCGAAAGGCGGAGUUACCUACGUAUGUCAAUGUCAGCAAUGUAAGAACCGGCAAAUCACAAAUGGGCAAUGUCGAGACGAUAAGUGACAAGAAUCCUCAACACACAGGAAAAAACGUAGCUGCUCAGUACGCAUACAAUCUGAUGAACGCCAACUUUAGGAAUCUUCCCCCUGGCCAUGCAAAGAGUUGUUUGUACUUGAACCAACAACAGCAACAGAUGACAAAGUCUCAGAGGUCUAUCCAGUCGGAUCAAGUAACAGUCCAUGGAGCUGGUGGCAAGUCAUCGGUUUCGGUGAAUCAGCCGAAGCCAAGGAGAGGCAGUAAGCCGCAAUUUCUUCAGCGGUUACAACAGCCGGAUCCACCAGGGAAUUCUAAAUCCACAUUGCCAAAAAGACCAAGCCAGGAAAGCCCUAGGAGUCAAGCGAAACACGUCACGAAAAUGCCAAACAAUGCUUCGAAACAUUUCUCGCCGAAUUACAACUCCAACGCCAUUCCAAAUAUGAACGUAAAUCAAACGGCUCCUCAGAGCCAAGCGAUUCAGAAUUACCUGAAUCAGACUCUUCCCAUCCCUUUAACUCGUGAACGAUUAGCUUCUGCUCGCACCAAAAGUUCAAAUCAAUCGUCGACGGGCCAUCCGGAAAGUCGGCAAUCUUAUCCUAUUCCUGGGAAUGUAGAAAAUCACCGGCUGAGAAGUGCGGUUACGAGGAGUCAGGUCCUGAAAAAUAAUCUUCGGUUUAAUGCAAUUCAGAAACCAAACACUGCGGUCAGGAACCUUAGAUCAUUAAACAGUUAUAGUCAAAGCCAUGGCGUUAUUACCGCAUCGGCGUACAAGGACUUAAGAAACGGAAGCAUCAGAUGGUAAAUUCGAGUGACAAUGAAAAUCGAUGUACAUCUCGUCACUUUUUAUUUUUAUUUUUUUUGAGUGUAAUGUGUAAUAAAAAAAUGUAUAAGUAAAAUAGGCUGCCUUCAUUGUUUCGGUGGGACCUGUGCGGAUUUUUUUAAUUCAACUUUCAAUAAUUGUAAGGUUGUUUUUGUAUUACCUGAGCAGCGGCUGCAGUAUUAUUGCAACAUGUGUACAAGACGAACUUGACUUUUUACAGUCGAAGUUUCAUUUCGCAUACCCUUGGUACAAUGGUGUGUGAUAUUAAGUCAGAUUCGGCAACUGAUAAGGUUUAAUAUAGUGCAAUAAAAAUUUCGAAUAAACGCUAUUUAUAUAUUUAUUGUAGAUUACAAUAAUUUUUAGACGAUGCUGGAAAAACAAAAACUUGAAAUAGUUAUCUUACGCCUUGCAGUAUUAAUAUAAGGAAACAACUUUUUCAUUCUGGCGAGUAAUUAUACUGCACAAGUAUUUCAUAAAACAUAGAGUAUUAUGAAAUUUGAUAUAGCAGAAUCUUAGGUAAGAACGAUCUAGUCAAUAAAUGAAAGGAGAUAGAAACCG